Messenger RNA from Centruroides sculpturatus (bark scorpion), 1723 nucleotides. Its product is annotated as flavin reductase (NADPH)-like. NCBI's taxonomy places the organism in Eukaryota, Metazoa, Arthropoda, Arachnida, Scorpiones, Buthidae. The record is from RefSeq and is a predicted model, not a curated record. The transcript has 5 exons. The coding region runs from base 50 to 673 and encodes 207 amino acids.
GAUCGUCUGCAAUUUUUUUUUUUUUUUUUAUGUUUUCGUAGAGAAAAAAAUGGAGAAAGUCCCAAAGAAGAUCGUUAUUUUCGGUGCGACUGGAAAUACGGGCUUGGUUACAACCGAAUACGCUAUUAAAAACGGAUAUGAAGUUUCUGUUUUUAUAAGAGAUCCUGCCAAAUUACCUGCAGAUUUAAAACCACAUAAAGUUUUUGUUGGUGAUGUUUUAAAUCAAGAAAAUGUAGAUUCUGCAAUAGAAGGUCAAGAUGCAGUAGUAGUAACUUUAGGAACUAGAACUGAUUUGGGUCCUACAACAGUAUUAUCAGAGGGACUUAAAAAUAUAAUUCAUGGAAUGGUUAAACAUAAUGUUAAACGUAUAACUUGCUGUAUAUCAGCUUUCCUGUUUUGGGAGCGAUCAAAAGUACCAGAGAUGUACAUUCCACUGACCGAAGACCACGAACGAAUGCUAAAUGUACUUAAGGCUAGUGGCAGAGAAUGGGUAGCCCUUUUUCCGCCACAUAUAACAAGUGAGCCAAGCAACCAACCCUAUAUCCUGAAGAAUGACAAGCCUUAUGGAAGAAUGAUUUCAAAGUACGACCUGGCAGAGAUCAUGGUAAAGUGCCUCUCCGAUGAGGAACGCAUAGGACACACCGUAGGAAUGGGAUAUGAACCCAAAAGUUAAAGGCAGCGCUUUUAUAUUUACAAAUGUAUCUGGUUCGAUUUUGCAUUUACACUUAUAUUUCUGUAAUUGGUAACCUACUCUACAAGCAAAUGUAUUCAUGAAAAUUGAGAAAGCCCAGAUUAUGGAAAAUAUAUAUCACUAGAAUUUAACAAUAUGAUAUUCAUGAAAAGUUACUCUUGAACAUAAAUUGAACAUUUAUAAACAAGAAAUGCAUAUUCUAAAACAUGCAAAAAAAUUAUUUUAUAUAAACAUUUUGAAUAUAUGUUUAAUAAUUGUUGUUGAGAACAAAAAUUUACAUAAAAUAUAUUUUUAUGUACAAAAAUUUGAUAUCUUUAUCAUCUUCAUACCAAGAUGUAUAUUGUUACACAAGAAGCUACUUGAACAAAUAUCCAUUACUCAGCAGUUUAGAGAAAUUCUUGGAAAAAAUACGACAGCUACUUAGAGAAAUGGCAAACUUUUGUACGAUAUUAUAAAUAUAGGGUCCAAAAAUUUGAAUAUAUAAAAUUGCCAUUUAAAUUUUAUUUGGGAUCAAAAUGAUAGUUACUAGUUAUGCAGUAUUAUAUACUAUAUGCUUUGCAAACAUUUAUUAUUGUUAUAUAGUAAUUAGUGUAAAUAGGAUGGCCCAAAAGUUAAUCAACUGUUGUUAAAUACUAAAUAGAAAUUAAUUAAUGGAAGUGACUAAAAGAAUAUGAUUAAUUCUGUUUUUUUUUUUUUUUUUAUCAAGAGUUUCUGCUAAUGUUUUAAACUCUGUUUACUCUUCAUAUUCACAAAUAUACCCAAACACAAAACAUUUGUAACUAACUUUAGGGCCACCCCAUAUACAAAAGAUAGCAGGUAAGAAUCUUUGAGUAAUCUGCUUGCUUGUUUGUCAGUGCCAAAUUGCACCAACAGCUUUUGAUCUAUCAUGAUUGGAAAAUGUUAGUUUUUGAAUUUUGUAAACAUAUCAGUAAAGAUUUGUAUACUGACCAAUUGUUAGAUGGUCCCGACAGAUGUCACAGUUUUUUCUAUAUGAAAUAAAAGACAUGCUUUUGUGCCGUUGUUGCAACAAUA